Molecule: messenger RNA, 1857 nt
Organism: Rotaria sp. Silwood1
Lineage: Eukaryota; Metazoa; Rotifera; Eurotatoria; Philodinida; Philodinidae
Source: the annotation of a GenBank genome assembly
AUGAAUGAACAUCGAUCUCAUCUUCAAGAUUUACCAGUGGAACUUUUUCUUCAUAUUUUUGAAUAUCUUGCUCCGCAUGAUCUACUUAAUGCUUUCAAAAAUCUCAAUCGACGAUUUAACAUUAUGCUUACUCAGCAGUCACUAUGUUUACCAAAUAAUCGACAAAUGAGUGUUCAUUUAUAUCUUUAUUAUUUAAAGGAAAUUGUUAGCAAACAUGCUUCACAAAUUGUUUAUCUUCAUUUAUCUGAACGAAAUGCACCACAUGCAUUGAAUUAUUUUCUGUCUGAAGUGCCAUUAAAUAAUCUUGUUUGGUCAGCAUUAAAAGCAGUGACCAUUGAAGAUGUUCCACGUCACGUUCUUGAAAUACUCCUUUAUGAUUGCUCAUUCUUAUCUAAAAUUCAUUCAUUAUCACUCGAUGUUGGUUACCAUCGAUUUCAUUGUGAGGAAUAUGAUGAAUGUUAUGAUUUUGGCAUUGUUAUUCCAGUUCUCAACUGCUUGUCUCAAUUAAAUUCGCUAUAUUUACGAAUUGCCAGUCGUGUCGGUGAGAAUUAUACAACGAUAUUUAGUGAAAGCUGUCCUCCUAUGUCUAUUCAUCAAAAUUUACAAACUCUUUCAAUAGUUGAAUGUUCAAGAGAAUUACUGACUGAACUGUUGAAUAAUGGUCAUCUACCAAAAUUACAACAUCUACGCGUUGUUUUUCCAAUGACUUAUGCCAAUAUCGAGAAAGAAUUGUCACGUCCAAUUCCAUUGAAACAAGCAUUUGCACCUGAACUACGUCACGUCAAUGUAGAAAUUUUUACAGGUGUAGCUUGGGUUUUAACUUUUUUCGAAGAUCUUCAACGAUACAGUCAACUUGAUCAAUUAAUUAUGUCAGGUUAUGAAAGAUUCGCUGAUAAUAGUCAUUUUCCACGAGUAACAACAUUACGUCAAUGGGUAACAUUGACAAAAUCGAAGAUAUUUAAAUUUCAGCUGAACUUGUGCACAAUUUAUGCGUAUAGUAAUAAUGAAAUUACAGAAGAAAUCUUUGCUGAAUAUCGACAAGCAACUGGUGAAGAAUCUGUAGCACAAUAUGGAAAAAUAAAUCUUUCUUAUCCAACAAUGUCAUUUUCACAUCCACUGGAGACGGAUGAUAACGAAUGGGAAGAUCUUGAUAGUAGUAAUGAUUCAACAAAGAGUUUUGAAUGCGUUCGAGAUGCACCAGUGGACAAUCAUAUUGAAGAAAUGGAUAUUUUUGAACUGGAUUAUGUCGAAGAUGAACGGCUUGCACAAUUGGAAGCAAUAUCUUGUUGGUAUCGUUUAAGGAAAAUAAAUCUCGAAGGCGAUUGGCCAGAUGAUAAUGGUGAUGUUGGCGAAAAUAUUUCGCAUUUACUUCAUAUCGCUCAACGAUCACCGUAUUUACGUGAACUAUAUAUCAAAUCAGAUCUAGAUUAUGGUUAUGUUCUUUGCUUGAAUAAACAAUUGGGAAUGUUACUCAGUCAACAGCUUGAAGUCUUACAUUUUAAUGCUGAACAAGCUAAUAGUUCAUUUGGUGAUCUUGUUCGUAUUAUUGAUAAGUUAUUUAGUUAUGGUCAAUCAUCACCUUGUUUAAAACAAUUAAUCUUAGACAUUGAUGCACAUCUGGAUUCCUGGCUUUCUACUCGUCAUUUGGUUCGUUGGUUAGGAAAAAUAUUUAAACGUUUUCCAUCACUUAUUCGUUUGACUCUAAGUUGUAAAGAUGAGGAAGCUUGUCGAAAUAGUGAAGAAAAUUUAUCGACAUUAGCUCCUGAAUGGUAUGUCUACUCGUUACUCUAUCGAAAGAAAUGGAUGCGUUCAUUGAAAUAUCGACAUAAACCACAUUUAAUUGAAAUUUGGUUGUAA